Messenger RNA from Rhea pennata, 1461 nucleotides. RefSeq names its product solute carrier family 22 member 15-like. Gene Ontology annotation, cellular component: membrane. The transcript is spliced from 11 exons. NCBI's taxonomy places the organism in Eukaryota, Metazoa, Chordata, Aves, Rheiformes, Rheidae. Gene Ontology annotation, molecular function: transmembrane transporter activity. Gene Ontology annotation, biological process: transmembrane transport. The record is from RefSeq and is a predicted model, not a curated record. The coding region runs from base 1 to 1461 and encodes 486 amino acids.
AUGGCCCUGGAGCUGGAGGAGGCCUUCGGGGCGGCGGGGGAGUUCGGCGGCGGCCAGCGGCGCCUCACCGCCUUCCUGGUGCUGCUGCAGGUAUAUGUGGCUUGUCAGUCAAUGCUUAUAGUGCUUGUGGGAGCUGCGCCUGAGUAUCAUAUUGACCAAGAAGAAAUUCCAAUUAGCAGAGCUGAGCUUGCUAAACACAUCCAUUUUGCAAAUAACUUCACAUCUAUAGUAACCGAGUGGUACCUAAUUGAACAAGAAGCGUAUAAAGUGAGUCUUGCAUCUUCUCUGUUUUUUGCUGGAUUGCUUAUUGGAAAUAUCAUAUUUGGCCCUUUGUCGGAUAAGCUGGGCAGGAAACCAGUUUAUAUAUCAGGUCUAUUUUUUGAUGUCAUUUUUGGGUAUGUCACAGCAUUAGCUCCAAAUUAUGACACGUUUGCAGUGUCGCGUUUUUUUGUUGGAAUUGUGAAUGGUGGAAUGGCUCUUGUGUCUUUUGUCCUAACACAAGAAUAUGUAGGAAAAUCAUUUUGGUCAUUUACAGGUUCGCUAACUAAUUUGACAUUUGCAGUUGGUAUUGCUGUUUACGCACUGCUGGGUUACUGUGUAAGAGAAUGGCGCUACCUUGCCUUGAUAUCAAAUACUCCAGGAGUCAUCUUCUUUCUUCUUUCUUUUAUGCUCCCAGAAUCACCCAGAUGGCUCUAUUCCCAAGGGAAAACUGCAGAAGCUGAACAUGUGUUGCAAUAUAUUGCUCUUGGUAAUGGUAAAGAGCGACUGAAUCUAAAAUUAAAACCAAGUGCAGGAAGUCUGAGAAAGGAUGAAUCGGCACCUGGUAUCCUAAACUUAGUAAAACACCCAGUUCUUCGGUGGCGAACUGUCAUACUAAUGUACAUCUGGUAUGUCUGCAGCUUUAUGUACUAUGGACUAACUCUAAAUGCUGGUGAAUUAAGAGGAAAUCUAUAUUUAAAUGUGGCUCUUUAUGGUCUUGUGGAAGUUCCAGCAUUCCCUCUCUGCAUGUUUUUUAUUGAGAAAUCCUGGUCUGGCAGGCGAAGAACUAUGACCUCUUUUCUGGUAUUUGCGGGAUUUGCUUGUAUAUUUACUCUGUUUUUACCAACAAAUACUAGUUUGUUCUUCAGCCCCACUUUGUUAGCUUUGUGUGGAAAAAUGAUGGUCAGUGCUGCUUUCAACAUCGUGUAUAUUUAUACUUCGGAACUAUACCCAACAGUACUGAGAAAUGCUGGCUUGGGUGUCUGUUCCAUGUCUUGCAGAUUUGGAGGCAUUUUGGCUCCAUUUGUACCAUCUAUGAAAUCUCUUGGUCCUUUUGUACCAUUUGUGGCUUUUGGAAUCAGCGGACUGUCGGCUGGAUUCUUGACUCUCCUUCUACCAGAAACACUAAAUAAGCCAAUUGCAGAGAGCAUCGAAGAUCUUCAGAUUCCCAAAUACCAAAUGUUGAAAAACAAAAAGGCAUAG